AUGAAAUUUAUUAAAUCAGAAUUUACCAAUAAAAUCUCUGCUUUUUAAAAAAGUAUUCAAAAGUUGUAAAUUGAAGAAGAUCAAUAGAUAAUUAAAAUGAAUUAAGCUUAGAACAGUGAGAAAGAAUUAGAAAUAGAAUAGUUUAGAUUAUAAAAGAUUCUAAAGAGUUUAGGUAAAUAAAAAGUUAUAGGAACAAGUGCAAUAUCAUUAUACAUUCCUCCAAUGAAAAUAAUUUCAGAGAUAACUAAUAGGUUAAAUAGUCAAUAUUCUGAAGCAUCAUCAAUAUAAGAUAAAGUAAAUAGAACUGCAGUAUAGGAUUCAAUUUAAGGAGUUAUUUUAAGUAUUUUAGAUUAAUAGAUUUUAGGAUUAAAGAAAUAUAAUAAAGCUCCGGAAACAGGAUUGGUAGUUUUUUAAGGUUUAGGGGAAUUUGAAAAAGGAUAGAAAAAAAUAUCAUAUAUAAUAGAGCCAUUGAGACCAUCGUAAUUAUCAUAAUUUUAUUGUGAUUCUUAUUUUCAUGUUGAAUAAUUGGCUUAACAAUUGAAAUUAGAGCCAGUUUAUGGGUUUAUAAUAAUGGAUGGAAAUGGAGCUUUAUUUGGAAAAGUAUAAGGUACAAGCAAAGAGAUAAUAAAAUAAUUUAAUGUUGAUUUACCAAAGAAACAUAAUAAAGGUGGUUAAUCUUCUUUAAGAUUUUCUAGAUUAAGAUAUUGGGCUAGACAUAAUUAUUUGGUAAAAGUAAGUGAAUUUGUUAAAAUUUGUUUUAUUUAAAAUGAACAACCUAAUAUUAAAGGAUUAGUAUUAGGAGGGAUAGCAGAUUUUAAGAAUAAAUUGGCUGAAUCACCUUUAUUAGAUAAAAGAUUGCAACCAUUAAUUAUAUCUACAGUAGAUGUUAAUUAUGGAGGAGAGAAUGGUUUUAAUUAAGCAAUAAAGUAUUCAUCAGAAACAUUGUAGAGUUAGAAACUAUUAAGAGAGAAAGAAUUGGUAUCUAAAUUUUUUUUGAGUAUUGAUUUCGAUGAUGGAAUGAUUGUGUAUGGAAUUACUGACACAAUGAAAGCAAUUGAACAAUAAUUAAUUAAAUAAGUUAUCUGUAUCUAAUCAUUAGAGUAUUCUAUUUUGGAAUGUAUUAGCAAAUAAAAUGGAAGUAUACUAUUCUAUUUAAUAUAAUAGUUAAAACAAUAAAGUAUGUAAAAGGAUUAGAUUAAUAUACAUAAGGAAGUAUUUUUGAAGAUAAUAAAGGAGAACAAUAGAUAGUCAUUUCUUGUAAUGAUCUUGUUUAAUAUUUGGCAGAAAAUUAUAAAGAAAAAGGAUUUGAUUUUUAAUUGAUAUCUGAUAGCAGUGUGGAAGGACAUUAAUUUUUUAAAGGAUUUGGAGGAUUGGCUGGAUUUUAUAGAUUUAAAAUGCCAAAAGAUGGAAAUUUAGAUUAAGAAGAGUGGGUAUCUGAAAAUGAUGAAUUUAUAUGA
This is a messenger RNA of Paramecium sonneborni, 1457 nucleotides long. NCBI's taxonomy places the organism in Eukaryota, Ciliophora, Oligohymenophorea, Peniculida, Parameciidae. The record is from the annotation of a GenBank genome assembly.